CCUGCUCAGACCGCUCCCACGGAAACAGCUGGAUUUGGUCAAUGUUUCUCGCUGGAGCAAUUCCACCUCCUUGUAGUUGGAGAUUCCUCAUUUUCAGGGGUCUCCUUGGAGGAAUCCGGGAGGCCAGAGAGGCAUUUUGCAACCAUCUUCAGGUUUCCCAGACAGGAGAAAUCUUGUCUAGGUGGAAAGAUCGAGGUAUCCUUUGUCACAAAGCCGAUGGCCGACAGAGAGGUGCCCAGGACGGGAUUCAGCCUGCAGUUGCAAGCUGCUUUGGAGAAAUGGAUGCAGCCAGGAUUCAAAAGACAGGAUCCAGGACGAGUGGUCUCCAAACCAGAUGAGGAACUGGGAGGAGACGGGAAGGUCUUCAGGGGGCUUGAGGGAAUGGAGCAACUGGUGAAACAGGAGCCAGACCUGCUCUCUCAGCAGUGGGAAGCCCAAUGGCAGGAGUUCUUGAAGAUGGCGGAAUCCCAGCAGCCCCGGGGGAUUGUGUCACUGGCCCAGGAGGAGCCCUCGCCAUGGGAUGAUGCCAAGGCCUUCCUGGCCUCCUUUGAGCAGGUAGCCAAGGCCUGCCAGUGGCCCAGGGAGGAGUGGGCAUCCCGGCUGCUGCCCGCCCUCCGAGGAGAAGCCGAGCAAGCUUAUCACAGUCUGGAAAGGCCAGACAGGGAGGAUUAUGGGAAAGUGAAGGCGGCCAUCUUGCACAGGGAUGCCCUGAGCCGGGAGAAGCAGCGCCAGCACUUCCGGCGUUUCUGCUACCAGGAGGCCGAGGGCCCGCGGGGGGCGUACAGCCAGCUGCAGGCGCUUUGCCAUCAGUGGCUGAAGGCUGAGCACCACUCCAAGGAGCAGAUCCUGGAGCUGCUGAUCCUGGAACAGUUCUUGGCCGUCCUGCCUGCCGAGAUCCAGAGCUGGGUCCGAGGAAACAGCCCAGAGACCUGCGCCCAGGCGGUGUCCUUGGCCGAGGAUUUUCUGCAAAUGCAAGAGGAAGCUCAGCAGCAGGAGCAGCAGAUGUUCAAGGAAGUGAGGGAUGCUGCAGAGGAUUGUGGGAAGGGACAACUGUUCAGGGAGGCUAAUCAUGAGGGGAACAUUGGAGAUGCUGGUGAAGGGGUUAGAUGUGUUGACAAGAUGGAGAAAUAUGCGCUGGAGAAUUCUGGGCCUGUAGCAUCACAUGAGAUGCUCACUGGGAGAACAGAAGACCAAGUGGCUCAGUUCGGUGAGCAGGAAAACCUUUCCCAAAGUGAAGACAGACUAAUUUGGCAGCCGAAAUUUCUUCCCAAGGAAAUGGGUAAUAGUGCUGUUCCUAGUCGAGGAAGUUACAAGGAGCUCAGCCAUCCCAAAAUGCCCACUGGUCAGAAGUAUGGCACCUCCAGUGUUAUUGCAAGGAGCUUCUACCAUAAAUCAAACUUUGCUAAACAAAAGAAAACCCACACAGGAGAAAAAACAUACAGCUGUUUGAAUUGCGGGCGGAGAUUCAGUCGUAGGUCAAAUCUUAAACGUCACGAGAGCAUCCACACAGGGGAGAGACCCCAUGAGUGCUCGGAUUGUGGAAAAAAGUUCACUCGGAAGUCUUACCUCAUUAAACAUAGCACUGUUCACGCGUAUGGAGCAUCAACGUAGGAAGGACAGCUGGCAGGAAAAGACGGGCACGUAGAAAAACUGUACCAUGGAUAAACAAGUUGAAAAGGGUGGAUUUGAUUGCUAUUCAGAUCUUCACUGUUCUCAGGGAGCAUAUGUUGCAGGCUGGGUUGGGAAUCCUGGGGAAUACUAGGACCACGGGGAAAUGUUAAUCGAGAAAUACAUCACGUAAGAGGAUUCCUCCAGAGCUUCAUAAAGUGUGAGCAGAUUUCUUUGGGGAGCUCAUGAUGCACGAGA
This is a messenger RNA of Candoia aspera, 1866 nucleotides long. Its product is annotated as zinc finger and SCAN domain-containing protein 16-like. The transcript is spliced from 4 exons. Lineage: Eukaryota; Metazoa; Chordata; Lepidosauria; Squamata; Candoiidae. Bases 217 to 1611 code for a protein of 464 amino acids. The record is from RefSeq and is a predicted model, not a curated record.